UCCGUUCGCAUCUCCUCAAGUUCAGUUCAGGACCGUCGAAAUACCGUUAUUUCACUCCACCGUCGUUGUCGUUGCGCGUGCUCCCCCGUACAUUCCGACUUUUCUGUAAGUAAGCCUUGGUUUCUUCUAGAUCUGAGCAGUUGCCUUGAGUUUUCGGUGCUGAAUGGCAUGUCCAUUCAUCUCAUAGAGCUCCCGGACAACGCCAUCAUCAAACUCCAGUUUCUGUUACACCAAGACGUUCCAUGGCGAUGCAUGAUUACUCACUAUUAGUUUGUACACAGUGAACGAACAUAAUAAAUCCAUCCACUCAUCCACCGGUACACGAUAAUUGAAGUCCAAUCUUUCAUAAUGGUUGCCUACAGCACUACUCUCCUGGCUCUUGCCAGCUCCUUGACCCUUGUCUCCGCCGAUUACUGGGUCAACACAAGCAACAUCGACAUGGGCACAAAGCGAAACUGGUGCAUGAACGAAUUGGCCAGCUGCCCCCUUAUUUGCCAGCAGGAGGAUCUUGGUCCUGUCGACAAAAACCUUUGCGAUGCUGACACCCUUGAAUACGCCUGCGUUUGCGGCAACGGCCAGACUCCCAACUUGACUGAGUACACUUUGACAAUUCCUUACCACACCUGCGUUGAGUGGGUUCAGGAAUGUAUCAAUGACAACAUGGGCGACAACAUUGCGCAGGGCGCCUGCGCCCAGGACCACCCAUGCGGUGCUAAGAACCCCAAGAGAUCCAACGCGACCACGACGUCGACUGCUUCUGCUACCGCGAGCCCAACCGCUUCCAGCACAGGCACUGGCGUCUAUAACGGCCUUGCCGGUGGUAGCACCGAUGACGCGGAUUCGAGCAACAAUGGCGGCCACAAAAAGAACGCUGCUCCCCAUAUGCUGGAGUCGAUUAGCGCAACCCUCAUCUUCGGCAGUCUCUUUGCUGGUUUCGCCAUCAUGCUCUAGGCUAGCGUUAUUUUGACGUUUGCGACCAUACCGGAUGUGCGUCGAGCUUUUUGGGAGGGACUUAAAUGUUAAAGAUUGACCUUCUGACGGACUAUCAAUUGCUGCCCGAUGGACGGCAGCAGAGUCCGUUGAGGCCAAAAGGGAGCUUUCAGGAUAUGAAGCAGUGGAGGAUGUCAUCGAUCACAUGCCCUCACGGAGCCACGACACGCUAUCCUCGACACUACAUUAAUAUUACAACAAGCGCAUGGACAGUCCUUCCUUUUUUUAAGGCGUUUCUGGAGCACUAUGGCAUCUUGCGAAUUUUGGAUGGAAAGGGGAAAUCAUUUUGUCAAGCGGUUGCGGGGCGUUUCUCUCAGUUUUAUGUACAUGACUACUGUGGUUAACACGCCUAAUUGUGGAAUGUUUAUUGUGUCACAUCAUGAUUAACGGUUUCUGGAUUUGGCAUCGG
Neurospora hispaniola is the source of this 1399-nucleotide messenger RNA. RefSeq lists its product as uncharacterized. The transcript has 3 exons. Lineage: Eukaryota; Fungi; Ascomycota; Sordariomycetes; Sordariales; Sordariaceae. The record is from RefSeq and is a predicted model, not a curated record. The coding region runs from base 349 to 951 and encodes 200 amino acids.